This is a messenger RNA of Closterium sp. Yama58-4, 1629 nucleotides long. NCBI's taxonomy places the organism in Eukaryota, Viridiplantae, Streptophyta, Zygnematophyceae, Desmidiales, Closteriaceae. The record is from the annotation of a GenBank genome assembly.
AUGGCCGCUUCUCCUGCCGUGCUGCUUCCGCUCCUCGCCCUUGCCAUCAUCUGCGCGGUCGCCACAGCUCACAUGCCAGCAGGGGAGCGUGGGGAUCCCCAGAACGCGGGCAUUCAAGAGCGCAGUGCAAGCGACGCUGUGACUGCCAGAAGCCUCAAAAGCGACACCACUGCGACAAGCGGGAACGAGAGCAUGCGCGUGGGGAUCAUGGUGCUGGGAGUGAGCCUCCCCGUCAGCUUCAACGCCCUCCGCUGCUUCAGCCUUCCCCGGGCGGUGCGCAAGGGGGAGAAUGACGUGCAGGUGUGGUGGCACGGGCUCACAGGCGGCAGCACGGGCGGCAGCACGGGCGGCGGCGGUUCACGCGGGAAGGACCGGGCGGGUGCGGCGUGCAAGCAGGUGCAGUUCUUUGCCAGCCCGGCGUGCAAGGGCAAGGCGCUGCAGGAGGUGCUGCAGCCGCCGUAUGCCAACCUGCGCCGAUUCUUCCACGUUCCCAGCUCAAAGAAGAUCCCUCAAUGGACUUCCGUUUCCUGCAAAGCUGACAUCACCUGUCAGCAUGCCACCUGUCCCACCAACUCCACGUGCAUGCCAACGACUGACGGCAAGGGUGUCACGUGCCCGUGCAACCACGGCUUUGCUGUUGUCAAUGGCACUUGCCUAGACUUGUGUGAUGCGGUGAAUUGUGGGCCUGGCGGCAAUUGCAUGAAGGAUGCAAAUGGAAAGCCAUUUUGUAGUUGCAGUACGGGCUUUAAGGCUUCAAACGACAUGCUCUCUUGCAUUGACUUGUGUGAUGCGGUGAAAUGCGGCCCUGGUGGCAAUUGCACGAAGGAUGCGAACGGAAAGCCAUCCUGUAGUUGCAGCAUGGGCUUUAAGCAAUCUUCUGACGAGCUCUUUUGCAUUGACUUGUGUGAUGCGGUGAAUUGUGGGCCUGGCGGCAAUUGCAAGAAAGAUGCGAGUGGAAAGGCAUUUUGUAGUUGCAACACGGGCUUUAAGUCUUCAGAUGACACACUCUCUUGCAUUGACUUGUGUGACGCGGAUGGCUUUAAGCCGUCUUCUGACGAGCUCUCUUGCAUUGACAAUUGUGAUGCUGUGAAUUGCGGGCCUAAUGGCAAGUGCGUGAGGAAGGAGAACGGGGAUCCCACCUGCGCGUGCGACCCGGGCUUUGAGAUGCCUCCAAACGAACUACGGUGUGACUCACCCUGUGGCACGUGUCCCUCUGGAGCUGCCUGUAAGACAGUCCACACUAGUGAUGACAGUCCCAAGCAGGCGGAGGUUCUGUACUGCGAGUGCCCCACGGGCUUUGGGAUGACCCCAACAGAAUGCAAGGAGGGCUCACCUGAUAAUGCAGGUGCCACCAGCGUGACACUCUUCAUGGAUAGAAGCAAGCCUUAUACUGCCCGCUUGAAAAAUGGCUGCACUCAAGUUCCGAAUGAGGUGGUUGGGGUCAUCAAAACCGCAAACUUGGUGGUGGGCGUCGGUGGUGCGGCCGGUUGUUUCCGCGUCAGAAUUUUUCCUGACGAUAACUGCAGCUCGAAGUUGGGCCCACAGCUUCAGCUGCCUAGUCCAAGUGUGUGGGCAUUUGGGUUCCUCAUCCCCCCACAAGUCCGCUCGAUCUCGUGCUUUGAUGCUUGA